Messenger RNA from Ictidomys tridecemlineatus (thirteen-lined ground squirrel), 2074 nucleotides. Lineage: Eukaryota; Metazoa; Chordata; Mammalia; Rodentia; Sciuridae. The record is from RefSeq and is a predicted model, not a curated record.
UUAAACAGUUGUACAUGUUCACAUGUCUGUUGCUGGCUGUGCAGUGGUGUAUUCUGUGACACUUGAAAAAUAUUUUUUUUUUUUCUUUAGGAAAAUUCUACAAAAAUGUCUCUCUAUCCGUCUCUUGAAGAUUUGAAGGUGGACAAAGUAAUUCAGGCUCAAACUGCCUUUUCUGCAAACCCUGCCAACCCAGCAAUUUUGUCAGAAGCUUCUGCUCCCAUCUGUCAAGAUGGAAAUCUCUAUCCUAAACUGUAUCCGGAGCUCUCCCAAUACAUGGGCCUGAGUUUAAAUGAUGAAGAAAUAUGUGCAAAUAUGGCCAUGGUCCCUGGAGCAUCAUUUCAGGGGCAGUUGGUAGCAAGACCUUCCAGUAUGAAUUAUAUGGUGGCUCCUGUAACGGGUAAUGAUGUUGGAAUUCGUAGAGCAGAGAUUAAGCAAGGGAUUCGUGAAGUCAUUUUGUGUAAGAAUCAAGAUGGAAAAAUUGGGCUUAGGCUUAAAUCAAUAGAUAAUGGUAUAUUUGUUCAGCUAGUCCAGGCUAAUUCUCCAGCCUCAUUAGUUGGUCUGAGAUUUGGGGACCAGGUGCUGCAGAUCAAUGGUGAAAACUGUGCAGGCUGGAGCUCUGAUAAAGCACACAAGGUGCUCAAACAGGCUUUUGGAGAGAAGAUUACUAUGACCAUUCGUGAUAGGCCCUUUGAACGCACAAUUACUAUGCACAAGGAUAGUACUGGACAUGUUGGUUUUAUUUUUAAAAAUGGAAAAAUAACAUCCAUAGUGAAAGAUAGUUCUGCAGCCAGAAAUGGUCUUCUCACUGAACAUAACAUCUGUGAAAUCAAUGGGCAGAAUGUCAUUGGCUUGAAGGACUCUCAAAUUGCAGACAUACUGUCAACAUCAGGAACUGUGGUUACCAUCACAAUCAUGCCUGCUUUUAUCUUUGAGCACAUUAUUAAACGGAUGGCGCCAAGCAUCGUGAAAAGCCUGAUGGAUCACACCAUUCCUGAGGUUUAAGUCACAGCACAGUGUAAACACAGCUGAACUUCUCCAGUUUCCUUCUUCGGCAACUUCUGCAUUAUGCACAUGAAGCUUUCCCGGAGCCAGGGAGCAUAUGCUGCAUGAGGACCUUUCUAUACAUCAUGGCUGGGAACCUUACUGUUGCAUCUGAUACUUUCUUCAGAUUUCAAGAUAGUUGUAGCCUUAUCCUGGUUUUACAGAUGUGAAACUUUCAAAAGAUUUAUUGACUUUCCUAGAAUAGUUUCUCUACUGGAAACCUGAUGCUUUUAUAAGCCAUUGUGAUUAGGAUGACUGAUACAAGUUUAGUGUUGUGUGAGAAGCAGUCACUUUUCUUCUAGAUAAUGCAUAGUGCUGUUCAUGUUUCUUUAGUUGUAUGGUGUAUUUACAUUAACAUGUUACCAUAGUAUAUUUAGGAUGAUUGCCUUUGAUUGUGUGUGUGUGUGUGUGUGACCAAUUAAGUAACACUGAUUUCAUUCCAUGUAAGCAUUACAGUGUAUGUAGGUUGCAAGAGAUUAUAAUGAUUGUUAUUAAAUUUUAACUACCUUCACUUAAUAAUGCUUGAACUGUCGCCUUAACUGUGUUAAGCAUCUAGAAUAAAAGCCAAAAUAUAAUUAUUGCUGCCUUUCUAAAACCCCAAAUGUAGUUGUAUAUUAAACUGAAAUGUACGCUAGCCCAUAACAGUUUAAUGGUACUUACUGAGCUAUGGCAUAACUGCUUAGCUGUAUUUGAGAUUUUCUAGUCAUUGCAUAAUAGAAAUUUCUUUCUUCUAAAAUUUGCCAGUAUCACUUUCUGAAAAACAAAUCGCUAUAUAUUUAAUGUAAAAAAUUCUUAACGCUAAACAGGAUAAACUUUGGACUCCUUUUUUUCAUUUGUGGAUUAAGUAAGAUAAUACUUAAUUUUGGCAUUUGAAUCUUAAUUUUAUGUAACCUAGCUACUUCAGAAUGCUCUUAGAAUGUUUUCCUAAUAAUUUGUUGUCCCCUGACUCCUUCCUGAAAACAAAAUGGCAGUGACACUUAUCCUUUUUUUCUUUAUAUCUAUCCUGUUUUAAAUAAAUAUGUAUAAAGUUAAA